AAUUUUAAGUGAAUUAUAUAUCUUAGUUUUUAAUUAGUACAAUGCCAGCUACUCAUUUAUUGCAUAAAAGCUAUAGACAAGGAGAGGGUUUGAUAUAGAUAAGAGAGAGAGAGAGAGAGAGAGAGCUAGGGUAGAAGAGAAUGGAAGAAGAUGAGGUUCAAGAAAUAAAAGACAUGUCUCUAGAGGAAAAAGACUUGAUUCACCGGCUUUAUCGUCUUUUAGGAGACAGGUGGGAGAUGAUAGCAGGAAGGCUUCCUAACAGAACUGCAGAAGAAGUGGAGAAGUAUUGGAAGAUGAAAGAGAUUGAGAACUUUGAGAAGAAUAAAAUUUACAAACCAAUUUGCAUCAGACUUGGCCCAUCUUUCAAGUUCUCCAUGAACAAUUAAGAACAAAUUAAAAGCUAUUGUUAUGUUUAUUCCUUAUGAAGGACUUAUUUUCAUCGCUUGGUAAUCUUUAUGUAUGAUAUAUAAAUGUUUUUGACAUUCAA
Molecule: messenger RNA, 487 nt
Organism: Dioscorea cayenensis subsp. rotundata (Guinea yam)
Lineage: Eukaryota; Viridiplantae; Streptophyta; Magnoliopsida; Dioscoreales; Dioscoreaceae
Product: MYB-like transcription factor ETC3
Exons: 3
Coding region: 141-386 (81 amino acids)
Biological process (GO): cell differentiation
Cellular component (GO): nucleus
Molecular function (GO): transcription cis-regulatory region binding
Source: RefSeq, a predicted model, not a curated record